UGACAGCCUGUUUCUUCUUCGUAUCCAGUUCUCCCACUUCCCUUAUUUUUGUUUCCUGUUUUAUUCUAAUCUUCCCUCAACUCUUUUAUACCGUUUACCUCUCCAUUCUUCAAUCAAUCCCUGCUUUUCUCAUCUCCACUUAACUGUUGCUCGUCAAAAGAGAAGAUAUAACUCAAUCAUGGAUCCAUGCCCCUUUGUGCGGAUUCUUAUUGGCAACUUAGCUUUGAAGUUUCCUGUUUUAUCUAGGUCGUCUUCUUCAUCGGAUUGUUAUUGUAGGAUCAAGUUGAAGAACUUCCCCGAUCAGGAAGCUCAGAUUCCUUUGAUUCAAGAGCAGAAAUCGACUCAAGAACCCAAUAUUUCUUCUUUGUCAAACUCUCUCGCUGCUUGUUUUAGUUUUAACAAGUCUCAAAUUGAAAAGAUCGUGGAGAUGGAUAAACGGUCGUCGAAGAUAUCUACUUUGAAGAUUGAUGUGUAUUCCGGCGGUGCCGGUGCGUUGUGUGUGACGGGGCAUAAGUUGUUGGGGCGGGUUUCCGUGCCUCUGGAUCUGCGUGGCGCAGAGUCCAAGGUUUCCACUCUCCAUAACGGAUGGGUGACUAUGGGAGGAAACAAGAAAUCGUCGUCCCCGGAAUUAUAUUUGACAGUUAAAGCUGAACCAAACCCAAGAUUCGUUUUUCAGUUCGGCGGUAAGCCGGAGUGCAGUCCUCAGAUUUUUCAGGUUCAAGGAAGUAUUAAACAGGCUGUUUUCACUAGCAAGUUCGGGCUACGAAACUCCGGUGGCGACAGAAAUUUGGUUUCCAUAUCAUCAAUGAAAGAAACGACUUCUCCGAGGAGUUUUCUGCCGAAAUUCGGAGGCGAAAAGGAUCAAUCUUCAAAAGAGAGAAAAGGAUGGUCGAUUACGAUACACGAUCUUUCAGGUUCCCCUGUUGCAAUGGCGUCAAUGGUGACACCGUUUGUCCCAUCCCCCGGUUCGGACAGGGUCAGCCGAUCAAACCCCGGCGCCUGGCUCAUUCUCCAUCCUGGUAACGGCACCUGGAAACCCUGGGGCCGUCUGGAGGCCUGGCGGGAACCCGGAUCCUCCGAUGCCCUCGGAUACAAAUUUGAUCUUUUCCAAGACGCUGCCACCACGACCUCUGCCUCCACCACGGUCGCCAACUCAACUCUCAGUAGUACAAAAGGCGGUAAGUUCAUCAUCGACACGGCUACAAGCCUCUGUGCAACCCCAGUAACAAGCCCACAGAACAGCAUCGAUUUCGGAUCCGGAUCAUGGUCGGGAUCCGGUUCAGGAUCCGAUUUCUCAUUCUGUUUGUUGCCGCCUCAGUUGAUUUAUAGAGGUUUCGUGAUGUCGUCCAUUGUGGGGAACAGUAGUAACCCGGAUGUGGAGAUCGGAGUGCAGCACGUGACAUGCAGGGAGGAUGCUGCCGCAUUCGUGGCACUAGCGGCGGCGAUGGAUCUGAGCAUGGAUGCAUGCAGGCCGUUUUCUCAGAAACUGAGGAAAGAGCUGAGAGAGCUGAGUCAGCAGAGAGUGGUCUAACGUGGGAUUGUGAUGUGCUUUCGUUUUUUUGUAUGGCAGUUAGUAGUUAGUGAGGCGUUGGAUUCUUUGGUAGAUAGGGGAUUGUUUUUAUUAACUAACAGGGCUACCAGCAGUUUAUCAGCUGGGAUUGUUUUGUACAGUGAGGAAUGAUAAUUUUUUUUAAUUAUUUAUUAGGGUUUGUGUCAUUGUUGGGUUUUGAUCUGAGAAUCCUAUGUUGAACUUGAAG
This is a messenger RNA of Mangifera indica (mango), 1757 nucleotides long. RefSeq lists its product as uncharacterized. The record is from RefSeq and is a predicted model, not a curated record. Bases 179 to 1531 code for a protein of 450 amino acids. The transcript is spliced from 2 exons. NCBI's taxonomy places the organism in Eukaryota, Viridiplantae, Streptophyta, Magnoliopsida, Sapindales, Anacardiaceae.